AUGAAAAUCAUCGCCCUUCUUUCCUCCCCUCUUCCACUUUUCCUUCUAUUUUCAAUUUUCUCAAUAAUUGACGACUCUUUCGGAGAUCUCUUUCGCCCACAAUCCAACCAUGGUACACUUUCUUCUCCAUCACGCUCUUUCCCCUUUCACUCAAUUCGUUCAUGGAUCGAAGCCAUUCCAGAUCUCUCUCUUUUCUUUUUUGUCGCAUGCGGCUUCUACUCUUAUUCCAACACUUCCACCGCGAAUUUAGACGCGGCAAUAGAGCAAUUGCUGAACGUGGAAAAGCAGAUGAGACUCGCCGGUGAGGUGGCAGGAACACGAAAGGCGGUCACCGAUAUUCUGCAGCUCUGCUUUGAAGCGCGAGCCUGGAAAACCCUCAAUGACCAGAUUGUGGUUUUGUCCAAACGACGUGGCCAGCUUAAACAGGCUGUUACAGCUAUGGUGCAGCAGGCUAUGCAAUAUAUUGACGAGACACCAGAUAUUGAAACUCGCAUAGAACUCAUCAAAACUUUGAACAGUGUCUCUGCAGGGAAAAUAUACGUGGAAAUUGAGAGAGCUCGAUUGAUCAAGAAACUUGCAAAGAUCAAGGAAGACCAAGGGCUUAUUGCUGAAGCUGCUGAUUUGAUGCAAGAAAUUGCGGUUGAAACUUUUGGUGCCAUGGCCAAGACUGAGAAAAUUGCAUUCAUUCUCGAACAAGUUCGUUUGUGUCUAGACCGCGAGGAUUAUGUGCGGGCACAAAUACUUUCUAGAAAGAUUAGUCCAAGAGUAUUUGACGCGGAUACAACUAAGGAAAAGAAAAAGCCUAAAGAAGGUGAUAACAUUGUUGAAGAGGCCCCUGCAGAUACACCAUCUUUGCUGGAGUUGAAGCAGAUCUAUUAUGAGCUAAUGAUUCGGUAUUAUUCCCAUAAUAAUGAUUAUCUUGAAAUUUGCCGUUGCUACAAGUCAAUAUAUGAGAUUCCAUCUGUCAAAGAAAACCCUGCCAAGUGGACUCCAAUCCUAAGGAAAAUAUGUUGGUACUUGGUUCUAGCCCCACAUGAUCCAAUGCAGUCAAGCCUUCUAAAUUCCACUUUGGAGGAUAAGAAUCUAUCUGAGAUUCCAAACUUCAAGUUACUUUUGAAACAGCUGGUUACCAUGGAGGUUAUCCAAUGGACAACUUUAUGGGAUACAUAUAAGAAUGAUUUUGAGAAUGAGAAGGCCUCUGGGGAAUCUUUGGGUGAAAAAGCAGCAGAAGAUCUGAAACAAAGAAUAAUUGAACAUAAUAUUCUAGUUGUAUCAAAAUACUACGCAAGAAUUACAUUGAAAAGGCUUGCAGAGCUUUUGUGCCUCAGUGUACAGGAAGCUGAGAAGCAUCUUUCAGAUAUGGUAGUGUCUAAGGCGCUGGUGGCAAAGAUUGAUAGACCAAUGGGAAUAGUCUGUUUCCAAACAGCAAAGGAUAGCAAUGAUCUUCUUAACUCCUGGGCAGCAAACUUGGAGAAACUUCUUGAUCUUGUGGAGAAGAGUUGUCAUCAAAUACACAAGGAAACCAUGGUCCAUAAAGCUGCGUUGAAGGUUUAA
This is a messenger RNA of Sphenostylis stenocarpa, 1554 nucleotides long. Lineage: Eukaryota; Viridiplantae; Streptophyta; Magnoliopsida; Fabales; Fabaceae. The record is from the annotation of a GenBank genome assembly.